Molecule: messenger RNA, 7843 nt
Organism: Aspergillus saccharolyticus JOP 1030-1
Lineage: Eukaryota; Fungi; Ascomycota; Eurotiomycetes; Eurotiales; Aspergillaceae
Product: putative cell morphogenesis protein (PAG1)
Exons: 4
Coding region: 1-7695 (2564 amino acids)
Biological process (GO): cell morphogenesis
Cellular component (GO): site of polarized growth; cell cortex
Source: RefSeq, a predicted model, not a curated record
AUGCCCCUCAUCCCUGACGAUUCGAAUCAUGUGUCGCACCAUAUCUUUUCAGCUCCACCAGAACGUCUCGUCACUAGAAGCACCCCGUCAUCCACGGUCCACAGCCGCGAAACGUCCACAGUUAGGGGAAUUGAUUCUGCUGCCUUGCCCGCCUCGACUUUACAGCCUCAGAACAACCGCCGCGGUGCAUCCCACUCAAAAAGUCCCGAAACAAUCGCUGGACGACCCGGUUUCGGAUAUGAUGUUGGUCUGGAGAGGCGGCCGUCCAACUCCUAUGGUCACCACCGUCAAACCUCGAUCGUACACGGGAUCCAGCACUCGCGCAACCCGAGCUUUGCGCCUUCGACAACGUCCAGCAGCCCUCUGAGCCCCGAGUUGAUCGCAACCCUGGGUCGCGGUGGCGCUAUCGAACCGGAAGGGGCCGGACCAAGUCGGACAGAGCAGCCCAGUAUGCUCGCCAAUCUCCAGCACCAAGGGAGCAACGGAACGAGCACACAUUCACAAGGGACCCUGAGUACAAUAGAUGAUCGGGAUGGCGACGACGUUGUUAGCGGCAAUCUUGCGGCUGCAGUGCACAGGCGGAUGAAUUCCAAUGGAAAGCCUAAGCAGGAACGAUCUCAUAGCCGUUCGCACUCGAGACCUCAUCACUCGGAUAUCAAAUCCACGGAAGAAUAUGCACUUCAUCAUCUUUUCAAUGCUUUUAUAGGCCAAGCCGAACACAAAAUCAACCAGGCUAUCAUGAGACUUGGUGAAUCCGAUGCGCCAGUUGAAGAGGUAUGCGGGCCGGGUGCAGACGCAAACUUCGAUCAAUUGAUAUCGGCUCUGGGUUACAUCGCACGGCGGAAUCCGAAGCCGUUGAUCGACACCAUCAUGUAUUGGAGGAAAGCGAUAGGCGAUGCGGCUAUUGUGGCUAAACAGGUUGCUGGUCAACCCAAGCCUCCCGCUGCUGAAAACGGUUUCCUCAUUCGCCGCAACACUGAGCCACCUCAGAUUAUCACCGAGUCAGCUACACCGUCCGACUCAAACUCCCCUCCGCGCACGCUAUUAUCUAGACACGACGAAGUCAUCAUGGCGGAGAGGCGAGCGACGGUAUCGGUUUACCUGGUUUGUAGAAUUCUGAUUGAGAUAUUUAAUCAGAGUAGCCUCGCCUCUAUCACUCUAGACAUGGUGGAUCGCCUCGAGGACAUUGUCUUUGGUCAAUUGAGGGCCGUGGAUCCGGAUCAGAUCUCAGCGUCUUCUCUCCGCAUGGCUAAUUGGAGGAUCUACUCGCAGCUGCUCGGUAUCAUGAGUGAAACCAGCUUUGCGGGCGUUGCCAACAGAUUCCUGCAGGAGCUGGAUAAAUACCAGAAGGACGAAACCCUCCGCGGCCCUUCGAAAGAAGGAGAUGCCAAGGCCGAGCUACUGAUCUUGGGGAUGAGGCACGUUCGCAUUAGGACUCAUCCUGAAAUCUGGGGCAAAUGCUGCGAUUUCAUGCUAUCGCUCGCGCGCCUGUUUGUGAACGCUCACGGACCGCGCGUUAAACAGGCAUAUUGCUACAUCCUCGAAAAGCUAUUACUCCCAGUAGCAGCAAGCUCGACUUGUGACUUCACGCUCCCUAAAUGGAAGGAGUUUGUCGACUUGGUGCAAUCUCGUCUGUCGCAGAUGCUAACCAAGCCACGCCACUGGGCUGCAGCAUUCCCCCUUCACGUGCUCUUGCUGUGCGUCUCACCUAAAGAGAACUUCUCUUCGCAAUGGCUAUCGGUGAUACAAAGUCUUCCGUCGCGGCUGAAAGAUCGUCCUACUCGGGGAUCAGCUCUUCAGGCAAUGUGCCGCCUGCUUUGGACGUUCUUUUUUCGCUACUCGGAGUCCCCAACAGCCACACUGCGCAAGGUUGAAGAGGUGGCCAGAAUUGCCCUACCACCGGGGAAAAGGACGUACCUGAGUACGGAGCCUGCUGUUUCGGACCCUCUGGUCCAGCUGGUACGGAUGAUUGGUUUUAAGCAUCCCGAUGUGUGCUUCCGCACCAUCAUCUUUCCUAUGAUCAAUUCCGAUCUCUUUCUUUCGGGCAAAGAGCUCAAAAUCGAACAAAUGGAGCCCGAGAAAAUGGUCAUUGGCAUUAGGACAUUUCUUGCGAUUAUGACCGAUUUAGAGAAUUGCGAUCAAUUGUGUCCCCCUUUCCCCACAGGAUCCAUCCCGAAUCCUUUCACCGACAUCUCUGCUCCGACUCAUUUCCAUCGGCCGCAUCUGCUCGCUGAUCCUCGACCGCCGAAUGCAUCAAAUAAUCGUGACAGUUCCUUGUCGAGACCCGUCAACACAGCAAGGCUCAGUGACAAUAUCCGGGAAUACUACCUCCGCUUCUGCGACGUUCUCGGUAAGAUAACCCUCUUGUGUGACAACACAUUCGGGGGCCAGGCGGCGCUAGACGAGAAGUUCGGCGGCACGACACCAAAGACUCCGAUCUCAGAGGCCUUCAGCUUCGGUCGACGGGACGACCACUUAACCACCCUAGAUCAAAAGCAAGGGUUCUAUGACCUACUUCAUGUUGCUGUGCAGGCGCUGCCUCGGUGCCUCUCGGACCGGAUUCCCUUCAAUUCCUUGAUCAAUCUGCUUUGCACUGGGACCGCACAUGUUCAGUCGAACAUAGCCGUUUCAUCUGCUGAAUCGCUGAAGGCCAUCGCACGUCAGUCUCACGCCCAGCAGGUCACGAUUGGCUUCGCCAGGUUCAUCUUCAAUUUUGAUGCGAGAUACUCGACUAUGUCCGACGAAGGUAUGCUAGGACCAGGUCAUAUUGAAUCUACAUUGAGGCUCUAUGUAGAGCUGCUGAGGAUCUGGAUCGAGGAGAUCAAACAAAAGUCCAAGGGCGCGGCUGCAGAAUCAAAUGACAAGACCGGUUCCGGAAGCCGAGCUCUCCAACUGGAUCUAUCUAGCGUGCUAGCCCAUGUGGAGGAAAUCGAAUCUCAUGGGUUGUUCUUCCUCUGUUCUCAGUCUCGACGAGUUCGUGCAUUUGCCAUCACGGUUCUUCGUCUGAUCACGGAGUUUGAUAGUGCUCUUGGCAAAGAGAACACUCGAAUCAUUCGCAUUCUGGAGGCCGACUCACACCGUAUCUUGGAUGUCAACAGUGAAUCUUUGACCGUGGCUGAGCUGAGCAGGAUCCAGAAGAGCAAGAGAAGGAGUGCUGCUCAAAAGGUUGUGAUCGAUAUGUGUAGCAGUGAGGUCUCGUACGACUCGACGCUAUGGUCAAAGGUGUUUCCGAACAUUAUCCGCAUAAGCUUCGAAACCUGUCCUUUUGCUGUGACGUUGGGACGUGAGAUUGUGUGUGCAAGGCUUGUCCUCAUGCACAAAGCGAUCACAUAUUAUGCUGAGGGUCCGUCACAGCAAUAUGGUCCCAUGGAAGCUGCACAGGCUCGCAUACUGGGCAGGGGCAACCUACCGGCCGAGAUUGUGAUCGAGCAAUGGAAAUUGUACCUGGUCAUGGCAUGCACCACUCUGAACAGUGUCGGCGCACAAUCACAAAGCCAGCUGGCAAACGCUCAGCAUGCGCGAAAAGGUUCGAAGGGAUCACAACAGACUCAAGAUAAGAUCAGCUCAGCUCGAAGUCUGUUCGCAUUUGUGAUUCCGCUGCUGUCAGCCGAGCGUCCUACCAUUCGAAAUGCUAUAGUGGUUGCCCUCGGAUCUAUAAACAAAAAUCUUUACCGGACUCUUCUCGAAUCACUGCAGUAUGCAGUCACCACAUGCAACGAGGAAGCUAAAAUACGGAUUGGCACGCACUAUCGCUCCCCAAGCAGUCCGCGGAGAAAUCGCAAGACGGACCGACUGCGGACGGAAGUGACGUAUGUAUACAAGCUAACUUCGCAUUUUCUACAAGAGCCCGAGGUAUACAAUGAUGACUGGAUCGUCAACAACCUCGUGACUUAUGCAAAGGAUCUCCGAAUAUUCUUGAGCGAUGCUGAAGUUCAGAAUGAUUGGGAAUUUCAAAGACUUCGAUACCACUAUUGUGGACUCAUGGAGCAACUCUUUGAGGGUGUCAAUCGAACCAGCGAUCCUUCCCGAUGGAUGCCAUUUGAAUCUAGGAAGUCUGCAUUCUCGUUGAUGGAAGAUUGGUGUGGAUACUCGCCAAAUCAGUCCCAAAUAUCGCAAAGGGAAGAGAACAUGCGGAAAUAUGCUCCUGCUCAAAAUAAUGAGUCGGGAGCUGCCAUGGAAAUUGAAAAGAGGAACCUGCGUGCGGCGGCUCUGAGUGCCAUGGCGUCCUUGUGUGCUGGACCCAUCAGCAUCACAACAGAGAGCGGUUCAGUGCUGCAGUUCGACGUAGGCCGAAUGCUGUCUUGGAUUGACAUCAUCUUCACGACCUCGAUCAGCGACAAAUGGCAUGCGAUUGGUAGACGUGCUCUCAAGAAUUUGAUCGUCCACAACAAGGAACAUACAUAUCUAUUGGAGCGGUCCAUCGAGAUGUGCUAUGUUGCGGAAAGGCCCAAAGCGCUGGAAAGUUACUUCGAAGUCGUCACUCAGGUACUCAUUGAGCACACCGACUUCCCACUCAAUUUCUGGAGGAUUUUGGGUGCUGUCCUUGUCACACUUGGGAAUCAAAAGAGGGAGAUCAGAAUGAAGUCCGCCAAGCUACUUCGCAUUCUGGAGGAGCGGCAGCAGAAAAGCUCGAGAUUGCAGGACUUCUAUAUCAGCAUUUCUGACAAGACGACCGCUGUUUACAAACUCGCCCAGUUUGAAACGUCCAAACGCCUAGCCAUGCAGCAUUCCGACCUAGCCUUUCCGCUGUUCUCCGAGCUUUCUUUGCAUUUCAAGAAUUUGAGACCAGAUAGCCAACGAAACAUGGUGGCUGCUAUCCUUCCAUGGGUCCAGACAAUGGAACUUCAGGUUGAUCCCAGCGGCGGGCCAACUGCAAAGUCCUACAUGCUUCUCGCUAAUCUUUUUGAGAUCACCAUCCGCUGCAGCACCACUCUUCCAAAUGAGGUGCAAGCCCUCUGGCAAGCCUUGGCGACCGGGCCGCAUGGAGGAAAUGUGCAAUUGGUCCUCGAUUUCAUUAUCAGUCUCUGCUUAGAGCGCAAAGAGCAAAACUUUGUUGAAUACGCCAAACAAGUAGUUGUGUUUCUAUCCGGGACACCUGCUGGCUCGAAGGUCAUCGAAUUCUUUUUGAUGCAGGUUGUUCCUAAGAACAUGGUGCAAGAGAGGAAGGAGAUCACACCAGCUCCGGCGGACAUCAAAAGUCUGCCGUAUGUUGCUGACCUUAACACGGUACUUCCGCUGGGGAACAAACAGGCCGGGCUCUCAUUGGGUCAAGUAUCCCUAGUAUUACUUGUUGAUCUCAUGGUCGCUUCCGUCACACCGGCAUUGGAAGAUGUGGUCAAGUUGCUCCAUGUUGCUCUCAUUCUAUGGGACCAUUACAUUGUUACCGUCCAGGAAGAGGCCAGGGAAAUGUUGGUUCAUCUGAUCCAUGAGUUGGUCGCCGCUAAGACAGAAGACGACGCUCCUGCUGGAACCAGAGAAUCCAUUGAGGAUUUUGUGGAGAUGAUCCGCAAGAGUGACCCCAAGGUGGUGUGGGAAUACGAAGACAAUAGCGACAAAGACGAUGGAGAUGACGGUCGUCGUGUCCCUACCUCGAUGUCUGAUGUUACACACAAAGUCGUCGGCUUCUUCAACCUUGCAUACGAAGGCAUCAAUGACUUCUGGGCAAAAGAGGCUCUGAGUUGGGCAACGUCCUGCCCGGUCCGGCAUCUAGCCUGCCGAUCUUUCCAGGUGUUCCGUUGCAUAUCCUUGUCUCUCGACUCCAGGAUGCUCGCCGAUAUGCUCGCUCGUCUAUCAAACACAAUUGCAGACGAGGAAUCAGAUUACCGCACCUUUUCAAUGGAGAUUCUGACCACUCUCAAAAUCAUCAUCGGCUCGCUGGCUCCCGCAGACCUGCUGCGGUACCCACAGCUGUUCUGGACCACGUGUGCUUGCUUGAACACAAUCCACGAAACUGAGUUUGUGGAGAGCAUUGGUAUGCUCGAGAAAUUCUUGGAUCGUCUAGACUUGAGUGAUCCCAUGGUCGUUACGGAGCUCAUCAAAGGCCAACCACCCAAGUGGGAAGGCGACUUUGGUGGUCUUCAGGACCUGAUCUAUAAAGGCUUGAAGUCCAGCGACUCUCUGAACCUGACACUGGACGUUCUACACCGUCUGAGCGGUCUCCCGAAUAAUGACCUCAUCGGAGAUAGCGACAGGCUCCUCUUCGCGAUCCUGGCAAAUCUAUCCCACUUUCUUCAUCAGUUCGAUUCAGAUGUUGAUGAUAGCAAAGCAUUGGCACGUGCUACGUUACUUGCUCGUGUUGCCGAAAGCGAAAUGUGUCCACGCAUUGCGGCUUCUUUGCUAGGAUUCGCCAACGGUCAAUACAAGGCAGAGAAUGACUUCCUAAGCCAUAUCAUCACCGAGCUGCGUUCCUAUUACUUCCCUCGACUGGAUGUGCAAAGCCUCAUUUUCCUCAUGGGCUUGCUAACGAAUACAACCAAGUGGUUCCGCCUCAAGGUUAUGAAGAUACUUUGUGUGCUGAUUCCGGAGAUUGAUAUGCGGCGAGAGGAGGUGACAAGCCACGGGCCUGAUCUUAUCUCACCUCUGCUGCGGCUCCUGCAGACUGAUCUGUGUCCUCAGGCUCUGCAAGUCAUGGAUCACAUUAUGACAGUCUCGGCCAACGCGAUGGAGCGUCACCACCUUCGAAUGAGCAUGGCUUCGUCUACCUCGUCGCGUGCCAUUCGAAAAGAAUAUGAGCGUAUUCAGAGUCUCUAUGGAAUCCCCGAACCGACCGGGUGGUCAAUCCCAAUGCCUGCUUCUCAGUCGAACAUCACCCGCCAGAAUGUUCACGCGGUAUUCUACACUUGCGCUGAAGUGGACCGCAUGGAGGUGCAGGAAACUGUCAAGCCUGACGUCGAAUUCCAUGCAGACGAAUACAAUGAUUCGUUCUUCCCUAUGCGGGCAGACACCAUGAAAUCGAUCGACACGCAAACCGACGGCAACAUGGGAGAUAUUGUGCAGAAACUAGACAGUCUGGAUGACUUCUUCGAAGAGACAGAUCCACUCCAUCCAGUCCUGGACACCAUCUCGGACCCUGCACUGCGUGGCUUUGCUGGUGCCUAUGCUGAUACGAGUGCGAAUCUUUAUGAUCAGCAGACGGCUCCAAUCCUGCGCAAAUCUCUUGCCAGGACUGCCUCCACAUCCUCUUUCCACAAUGGUCUUGCGGAGUCUCGCCCGCUGAAUUCACGCUUCGAUAGCACUGGAGUACAACCUUCGGGGACAUACACACCCCCUGGCCCUAGCCAACUUGCACGGCCGGUUUCCCACACUCGGUCCGUGACGUCUCCGGCCAAUCACCUGCCCUCGCCAUCGUCAGCCAGUGCACAGCAAUCCACGCCAGUCCUUGGCUUUAGCGAAUCUGCAUUCCAUUCGGACGACGAGACAGAAGACACGUUUGCCGAAGGCAAACCAAUUGCAUCCCAUCCUAUCAAUCAAGUACGCAGCGCUACCGAAGGCUCGUCUUCGCUUGAGUCGAUGAUUCGCAGCGGCAUGAGACGACUUACUGGCGGCACAGCCCCAAGUCGGGACAAGGAACGUCAGCGGGACUUGAUCCGCGCGCAGCAAAGGGCACAGGCAGUCAGCUCACCACGCGUACCCAAAGUCCCUUCUGAGUAUCUGAAUGGACCGACUAGCAACCCGGCAUCACCGGGACAGCAAUGAGAUACCAUGUACGCUUCUGGAUCUUGUUGAAUGCUUUCUACUGCUCGCCUUGCUCUUUUACAUGCAUCAUUGGCAAGAAUUGACUGGCGUCUCAACACGAUCAUUUUCUCUUCAGGCGUUCAACAUACCCCAUUAUCGCUAAUCCUGG